This is a messenger RNA of Gekko japonicus, 1921 nucleotides long. Its product is annotated as cAMP-dependent protein kinase inhibitor beta-like. Gene Ontology annotation, cellular component: nucleus; cytoplasm. Lineage: Eukaryota; Metazoa; Chordata; Lepidosauria; Squamata; Gekkonidae. Gene Ontology annotation, molecular function: cAMP-dependent protein kinase inhibitor activity. The transcript has 3 exons. Bases 171 to 398 code for a protein of 75 amino acids. The record is from RefSeq and is a predicted model, not a curated record. Gene Ontology annotation, biological process: negative regulation of cAMP-dependent protein kinase activity.
GGAGGAGGAGGAGGAGAGCGCCGCCGCCGCCGCUGCGCCCCGGGCAUGGUGAAGCCCUCCGGCCUCAGGCGGAGCCCCGGUCCCUCCUUCCCAUCCCUUUGAGAGGGGCCCCACAGGCAGCCCCCGGCAGCAGCCCCUCGGUCUGCUCGGCGCGCUCGGGUGGGGGAAGAAUGACUGAGGUGGAGCCCGUGCUGGACUUUGCAUCAUCCGGCCGCACCGGCCGAAGGAACGCCUUGCCCGACAUCUUGGGCUCGCCCGCUGGGGUCACCCCUACGGACUUGCCACUGAAACUGGCAGAAAUGUCUCUGAACGCAGACAGGUCUCAAGAAAUGCAGUCGCCAGCCACAGAGGUGCCUCCACAGGCACUGCAGAGUCCAGAACUGAAAGAUACCUCCUAACCCUCUCCAUGCGGAGGCAGAUGAAGCCAAAAAGGGAAAGGAAAAAAAAACUUCUUAAGUGUCAGCAGAAGUUUGCCUGGCGUUUCCUGGGAUUUCCUAGUCAUGACCUGGCAAGACUGUCUCACAUCCUUUGAUGCGAUGGAACAACGGAGGAAGGAGUAGAGAACAAGCAGCCAUUUUUUAAAUAUACCAAAUCUUGAGGGUCUCUUUCUUCUGUGGGGGUUUGGAAGAAGGAAUGGAGGGAUUAGGGAGGAGGGCUUUCUUGUUUCCACACUGCCGCUGUUGAAGAGCACCAAGUUACUGCUUUACGGAACCACAAAGAAGGUUGUUGAAAGGAUUAACUUCUUUUUCUUUAACCGAGUUCGUUGUUCAUUGUGAUGUCUGGAGUUGUGUGUUCGUCCUGUUUACCAGAUUGGGUCUUCUUUGCCACGAAGGGCAAACUUGCAAAGUUAUCGACCCAAGAGUCCAGCCCAUCCUCUGCUCUGCAUCCCAAGGAUGGCUGAUCCCUGCCAAUAAGGAAAUUUCCUUCUGAAAGUAUUUCCUGUCUGUUUGGGAGCCUGCUGCAGCCUGUGCAGAAAAGACACAAGAGUUUACCCUGAUUGCCUGAAAUGGAAAUAAAAUGUGGACAGUAUCUUCAAAGAUUCCUUGUUAACUGGAGAUUCAAAAAACUGAAAUUAGAAGCAAAAAUUUUAAAAAUCCUGGAGCACCUUAGAGACCACUUCGUUCAUUGUGCCAUGAAGUUAUGGAGGAUACGGAUUUUGCAAAAAUAUAGAAUGUGGUCUGAGCUGGCCAUUCAGCAUUCUGAUGCUCACAUGGAGGGGGAUAAAACAAAGUUAGAGUCCAGAGGCACCUUUAAGACCAACAAAGUUUUAUUCAAGGACAGACCUGGGAAAUAUAUCCUCUGAUCAGAUAUCUGAAGCCAAGCAGCAGUUUUUGGGUUACUCACAGCCCUGAUUAUAUUGCAGCUGCCGUCUCUGGACAUCCCAAGAUGGGCAGAGACUACAUUCAAACCGCACUGACAACAGCUUGAGGAACAACAAAAGCACAUGCAACAGAAACCAGAGAUAUCAAGGCUGUAUUUGAUCUAUCCCCCCCCCCCCCCCAGCACAACGGUGAGCUUUUUCUGCUGGCAUGCCUCUUAGAAAGACAUCGUACUGAUUUCCUUUUUAUGGCAACCGUCAUUAAAAUGUUCAGAGAAGGAGUCAGAACACUUUUAUCAGUGCCCCUUGAAGGGCAGGUUGCUUCAGUGUUCCAGGCUUACAGAAGCACUAAUGUCUUGUGAGGUUCUGUUCACACAAACGCUGCUCAUUAAACUUGUCCGGUGUCGAUGACUGUCUGGCUAUCUCGCUGUUUGACAUGAGUUCUAGCACACUUUUUUUUUUUUUAAAGGAUUCACAGUUUGCUUGAGCGAUCCUUUUCUCCCCUUGCUUGCCUCUUGAGGUUUUAAAAUACAUCACUGGGUGCUGGCUGGUACUCCACAAGUAGAGUUGCCAGCCUCCAGGUGAGGCCUGGAGAUCUUCUGC